This is a messenger RNA of Acanthaster planci (crown-of-thorns starfish), 1766 nucleotides long. RefSeq names its product plexin-B-like. Lineage: Eukaryota; Metazoa; Echinodermata; Asteroidea; Valvatida; Acanthasteridae. The record is from RefSeq and is a predicted model, not a curated record.
UUAACCAAUUCGUAAAAAGUGAGCAGAGUAUUGUGUGUUUGGGUGUUUGUUCCAGUGCUGGGAUCAACCGGCAUUGUAUGCAAUCCUAUUUUUACCUAACCUCGAAUGCGACCGACAAAUUGACCCAAUCUGUAAGACAGUCUACCCUAAUCCCUCGAGUUUGAUUUUCCAGCCAGCCCACUGAAAUUCGUUGAUUUCUUGCUGAUCAACGUAGUGGACGAAUUGCUCAACUCUUGGGACUCAUAUUCAGCUAAUGCACGGGAUCUGGUAAUAUGACCUACGAUCGGGUGAUGUGGACAUCUGUGUCUGGAUUAACAUUUGUUGGUCUAUUGCUGAUCAUAGAUGUUUGCAUGGCAUCGGCGGAGUGGCAAGGAGAUCUGUCAGCCUAUGAGCUAGCCAGCUUCCAUAAUCCUGAUCAAGAAGAUGUACCUCGAGCCCAAACGUUCAACCAUUUUACCUUGAGUGAUCAUGGUGAUGUCUAUGUUGGAGCUGUCAAUUGGUUGUACAGGUUCAAUAGUAGGUUGGAGCAGAUACAGAAUGCUUCAACGUGUGAUGACAGUAUGCCUUACAAUGGGAUGCCGUGUCGUCGUACAAAUAACUACAACAAGAUACUGGUAGUUGACAGUACUCGGCCGAACAGUCUGAUAACCUGUGGUGGCGUGUUUGAUGGUAUAUGUCAGUUACGACAUCUACGGGAUAUAAGUAUUGUAGAGAGUGAAUCAACCCCGAAUGUCGCAGGGUUCGAGGAUGCAACUACUGUUAGUCUGAUUGGCCCCAAAAGAGAUUCGAACAAAAUGCUUUAUGUUGCUGUCACGUAUACUGGUGAAAAUGUUAUCAGUAAAGCACAAUUUCCAGCAAUCACAAGAAGGAAUCUUACAAGCAAUCCCAUUUUAAGUGUUUUAUUACAUAAUGCAGUUUUUCUCAGUGGCGCUGCCUCAGGGGUUGACUUUACCAUUAAGUACGUUACAACUUUUGACUUCACUGGAUUCACGUAUUUCAUUGCCUCCCACAAAGAGGAUCUGAUGUCUGCUCAUUAUGUUUCCAAGAUCAGCAGAGUCUGUCAGACAGGCCCAAAUCUAGAUGCAUACACCGAAAUCACCAUGCAGUGCAGUGGAUCAGAUGGUAGUGUGUACAGCUUGGUGCAAGCAGCUCACUUUGGACCAGCAGGACCUGAUCUAGCCGCAUCAUGGGGUCUCCAUGCAGACAAGCAGGUGUUGUAUGCUGUGUUUGCCAAGAACCAAGGAGCUCAGGGCACCAGUCAUAUACCUACCGACCAUUCAGCAGUGUGUGUGUACAGGAUGACUGACAUCUUGGCUGGCUUCACAGAGGCAGUGCGGGGUUGUAUUCAGGAUGGAGAGGACUACAAAAUAAGCUAUUUGCAUGGUUCUACAUGUAGUAAAUUUAGGAAUGUUCAACCCGACAACUUUUUGUGUAAUCCUGUUGCUGAUGACACGAAUUCGCUGUACAAGUAUGCCAAAGGGAUCACUCCAGUCUCGUCUACAGCCUUGCUGGAAGAGCCAGGUACCCUGAUGUCAUCCAUCAUUACCAGCACUGAAUUCAACCAUACUGUGGCCUUUUUGGGAACGUCAAGGGGAGCUCUUCUGAAAGUUCACAUCGAAAAUAAUACUGCAGCAAGGUUGUAUGAAAGAGUGAUUUUAGAUUCCCGUCCGGUACUGACGGACAUGACAAUAAACGACACAACCACAGAAAUGCAUGUACUCACUGAACAAACGUUGAUCAAAAUGCGAGCUGAGAACUGUGGUCAG